AUCUCCCAUCGCUGUUCCUUUCAACUUCCUCGAUGCGAAGUUCUGUGCAAAUCUCCCGCUUUAUCUCAAAUCUUACAAGCAAAAACCCCUGCACUUUCCUUCUGCAAAACCUCAUCCAUAACACAACAGGUGUGAGGAGUUACCCAGCACUCGUGCCAAGUCAUUGCGCUUUCCAUAGAUCACUCGGAGUAAUGGCGGAAUCCACGGACACUAGCCCGAAGUUUACAAACAGACUUGUAAACGAGAAAUCUCCGUAUCUUCUACAACACAAAAACAACCCUGUAGACUGGUAUCCUUGGGGAGAUGAAGCAUUUGCGAAAGCCAGAAAGGAGCAAAAGCCGAUAUUUCUUUCAGUUGGUUACUCAACCUGUCACUGGUGUCAUGUCAUGGAGAGGGAGUCAUUUGAAGACGAGAACAUAGCAAAAAUCCUAAAUGAGAACUUCAUCCCUGUGAAAGUUGAUAGAGAAGAAAGGCCAGACGUGGACAGAGUGUAUAUGACUUACAUUCAAGCUAUGGUCGGCGGGGGUGGAUGGCCCAUGAGUCUGUGGCUUACACCAGACCUCAAGCCGUUUGUUGCUGGGACAUACUUCCCUCCAAAUGAUAUGGCUGGACGUCCAGGAUUUGGAACAGUAUUAGGACACAUCAUCAAGCAGUGGGAGACCAACAAGCCAAAGUUCACUCAGCAAAGUACCAUUGUGAUGAAUGCCAUACUAGAACAUGCCAGUGAGAUUGGUCUUGAUGCGAAAGACAUGCCCAACAAGGAGGUUAUUGAAAAGUUGUACCAAGGAAUGUCUAAGAGCUUUGACGAGGAAUUUGGUGGCUUUGGCGGAGCGCCCAAAUUCCCUCAGCCAGCCACCUUCAACUUCCUCUUCAAGUAUCACUUGUUGAAGAAUGGAACCGAGGAAGGAGAGAGGGCACUUCAUAUCUGUCUUAAGACUUUAGAGUGUAUGGGCAAGGGAGGAAUACAUGAUCAUGUAGGGCAGGGAUUUCACAGAUAUUCCACUGAUCGAUUUUGGCAUGUCCCACAUUUUGAAAAAAUGCUGUAUGACCAAGCACAAAUAGCUGCUGCAUAUGCCAUGGGCUAUCAGAUGACAAAAGAUGAAAAGUUUGCAGAGACGUGCAGAGAUAUCUUGCUGUAUGUUAUGAGGGACCUUAGCCAUAAGCUUGGUGGGUUUUAUUCCGCUGAAGAUGCUGAUUCCUUACCCUCACCAAAUGCCACCAAGAAGACUGAGGGGGCAUUUUAUGUGUGGGAGGAACAAGAGCUUAAAGAUCUGUUGAGUGACUCGUUGCCUACUAAAGGGGGUGGUUCCAUCCUCUUGUCAGAACUGUUCAACAAGCACUAUGGCGUCCAGGCUGAAGGAAACGUCAAACCUCACCAGGAUCCUCACAAGGAGCUUGUCAGGAAGAAUGUCCUCAUUGUACGAGGAAGCCUCCAGGACACCAUCAAGGACUUGGAUGUGGACGAAGAUGAGGCGAAGGAGCAGCUUGCAAAAGCACGUGAGAUUCUCUUUGAAGAGAGGAAGAAAAGACCAGCACCACACCUCGAUGACAAGAUGAUUACUUCCUGGAAUGGUCUGAUGAUAUCAGGAUUUGCCCGAUCUGGACAGGUACUUGGUGAAGAGGUGUAUAUCUUGCGCGCCAUCAAGGCGGCCGAGUUUGUUAGGACUCAUCUUUACGACAAGAGCUCGGGGGAAUUACUGCGAAGCUGCUAUCGCGGGGAUAAGGACAGCAUCGCACAAAUAGCCACGCCCAUUAAGGGGUACGGAUGCGACUAUGUGUACCUUAUCAACGGGUUGCUGGACCUAUACGAGGCAUCGUUUGACGAGCAGUGGUUGAAGUGGGCGGAGGAGUUACAAGACAAGGCUGAUGAACUCUUCCUGGACAAAGAAAAGGGCGGGUACUUCGAGGUGACCGAGGCGGACAAGAGUAUUCUCGUCCGGUUGAAAGAUGAACAAGAUGGUGCCGAGCCUAGUGCCAAUUCCCUAGCGGUCAUGAAUUUGAUGCGCCUCGGUAACUUCGUGGAUUGUCAGCGGUAUCGCGACCAAGCGCAGCGGAUUUUCAUGGUUUAUGAGUCGAGGCUACGCCAAAUCCCACUCGCUCUACCGGAACUUGUCUCCAACUUUAUCACCCAUAACCUGGGAAUGAAACAGAUUAUCAUCGCCGGCGACCGUGAUGCGGACGACACCAAGCUGCUCAUGCGCUGUGUCCACUCCCACUACAUCCCAAACAAGGUACUGUUGCUAUGCGACGGUAAAGACGGCUUCCUCUCAACAAAGCUCUCCGUCUUCAAGACUCUGCAGCGCGUGGACGGCAAAGCCACAGCUUACGUCUGUCAGAACUACACGUGUCAGCUACCCGUCACCAGUAAAGAGGAGCUCACUAAACUCCUCGUGAACUGAACAAGAUCAGAAGAAACAGGGAGCCCAGCACUUGCGAACACACAGGAAGCCCAGCACGUGAGGACACACACAGGAAGCCCAACACUUGCGGACACACACAGGAAGCCCAACACAUGAGGACACACAGAAAGCCCAACACUUGCGGACCGCCGUGCGGAGAUUGCGAAUUAAAGUAUCACAGAUGUGGAUAAAAGAGAGUUUUGGCGAUUAACGGGAAAGAGGCGGGCGAGAGCAGGAAUCAAUAAAUUAAAAAAAAACGCACGUGGAUAUGUGUCUGGUACGUCAACCAUUUCCCGCAAAACCACGACGUGAAAACUCCACGUUUAACGGUCUAGUGAGGACGGGGUCGUGUGCGCUACAAGCAAACCUAUCUGUGCUCGCUAAAGUAAUAAUAAUAUUAUUUAGUUUAUUGAUUUCUAUAGCGCGUUCUAACAUGACUAGAUCGAACGCGCUAAAGUAGGAAUUAGGUUCUAGUUGUUGUAUAUUUGGAAGAUGUGAACUCCGGUUAUCUUUAUAGAAACUAGUUUAUAAUUGAGCACUUAAUCGCGUAGUUCAAGCCAUCGCUGUUGCCCCUGCUCUAAAACUCUCUUUUUGCGGCAUGGCAUUACACGCAGUGCUGAGAGACAUGGACUGUGAAAACGUGUGGCCAGUUGGACAGAAAAGAUGAUCCCAUAUGAACGUGAUCAUCAAUAACUAGAUUGUCAAAAUUUCCAAUGAACAAAUGAAAAGCUCAGGUUGUCUUGAGACAGCAUGUGGUAUUUUUAUAAAUCUAAUUCGAUGUAAUAGGUAUCUUGCAAUUAAAGAUUCCGUGCUAGGAAA
Molecule: messenger RNA, 3218 nt
Organism: Nematostella vectensis (starlet sea anemone)
Lineage: Eukaryota; Metazoa; Cnidaria; Anthozoa; Actiniaria; Edwardsiidae
Product: spermatogenesis-associated protein 20
Exons: 14
Coding region: 33-2399 (788 amino acids)
Biological process (GO): carbohydrate metabolic process
Source: RefSeq, a predicted model, not a curated record